AUGGCGACGGCGGUCCACCAGCUCUCCUUCUCCGCGCCGAGCGCGGGCGCCAGGCGGCGGCAGAGCCGGGCGUCCGCGUCCGCGUCCGCGACGGACCGGCACGAGGUGCUAUCGCCGAAGCGCCGGCUGCCGCUGCGGAAGGUGCCGGGCGAGCACGGCCCGCCGCUGCUGGGCGCGCUCAAGGACCGGCUCGAGUACUUCUACGGGCCCGGCGGGCGCGACGGCUUCUUCGCGGCCCGCGUCCGCGCGCACCGCUCCACGGUGGUGCGCCUCAACAUGCCCCCCGGCCCCUUCGUGGCCAAGGACCCCCGCGUGGUGGCGCUCCUCGACGCCGCCUCCUUCCCGGUCCUCUUCGACACCUCGCUCGUCGACAAGACCGACCUCUUCACCGGCACCUUCAUGCCCUCCACCGACCUCACCGGCGGCUACCGCGUGCUCUCCUACGUCGACCCCGCCGAGGCCAACCACGCGCCGCUCAAGUCGCUCCUCUUCCACCUCCUCACCCACCGCCGCCAGCACGUCAUCCCCACGUUCCGCGAGGUCUACGGCGGCCUCUUCGGCCGCAUGGAGAACGACCUCGCCCGCGUCGGCAAGGCCGACUUCGGCAACUACAACGACGAAGCCGCCUUCGGCUUCCUCUGCCAGGCGCUCCUCGGCCGCGACCCCGUCGACUCGCCGCUCCGCGACGAAGGGCCCAAGCUGAUAGCUAAGUGGCUUCUGUUCCAGAUCAGCCCGCUGCUCAGCCUCGGCCUGCCCACCCUCGUGGAGGACGGCCUGCUCCACAGCUUCCGCCUCCCGCCGGCGCUCAUCAAGAAGGACUACGGCCGCCUCGCCGACUUCUUCCGCGACGCCGGCAAGGCGGUGAUCGACGAGGGCGAGCGGCUGGGCAUCGCGCGGGAGGAGGCGGUGCACAACAUCCUCUUCGCCAUGUGCUUCAACUCCUUCGGCGGCAUCAAGAUCCUGUUCCCGUCGCUGGUGAAGUGGCUGGGCCGCGCCGGCGGGCGGGUGCACGGCCGCCUCGCGACGGAGGUGCGCGCCGCCGUGCGCGCCAACGGCGGCGAGGUGACGAUGCGGGCGCUGGCCGAGAUGCCGCUGGUGAAGUCGGCCGUGUACGAGGCGCUGCGGGUCGAGCCGCCGGUGGCGAUGCAGUACGGGCGCGCGAAGCGGGACAUGGUGGUGGAGAGCCACGACUACGGGUACGAGGUGCGGGAGGGGGAGCUGCUGUUCGGGUACCAGCCCAUGGCCACCAAGGACCCGCGCGUGUUCCCGCGCGCCGAGGACUACGUGCCCGACAGGUUCCUGGGCGAGGACGGCGAGCGGCUGCUCCGGUACGUGGUGUGGUCCAACGGGCCCGAGUCGGCGACGCCCACGCUGCAGGACAAGCAGUGCGCCGGCAAGGACUUCGUGGUGCUCAUCGCGCGCCUCCUCGUCGCCGAGCUCUUCCUCCGGUACGACUCCUUCGACGUCCAGGUCGGGUCCUCGCCGCUCGGGUCGUCGGUCACCAUCACAUCGCUUAAGAAGGCCACCUUCUGA
Molecule: messenger RNA, 1533 nt
Organism: Triticum turgidum subsp. durum (durum wheat)
Lineage: Eukaryota; Viridiplantae; Streptophyta; Magnoliopsida; Poales; Poaceae
Source: the annotation of a GenBank genome assembly